Cyprinodon variegatus (sheepshead minnow) is the source of this 1742-nucleotide messenger RNA. Its product is annotated as golgin subfamily A member 6-like protein 1. The coding region runs from base 382 to 1686 and encodes 434 amino acids. NCBI's taxonomy places the organism in Eukaryota, Metazoa, Chordata, Actinopteri, Cyprinodontiformes, Cyprinodontidae. The record is from RefSeq and is a predicted model, not a curated record. Gene Ontology annotation, molecular function: GTP binding. The transcript is spliced from 4 exons.
CCUGGAGCUCCUUUCCUACCCUGGAUGGAGCUCAUCUGUUGACCAGUGGAAGGUGGAGUAACAGGGACAGCUAGAAGCUCCAGUUUGAGGGGUUCAGAACCCAUCUUGGACCGUCUACGAACCAUUCCACUCCUGGGGAGCAGCAGCCAGUCCUGAUAUCAGGCCUACUGUGUAAAACCUUCUAGUUUAGUUGAGUUUUAAUUGGUUUGAAUAAAAGCAGUAAAACCUCUGUGCUUCAAUGAGAUGAACAGAAGCUGACGUCUCUGAUCCUCCUGCAGGUUAUCGAGGGUUAUCUUCCAGAGGUCGGCUGGAUCAGAGGCUCAUUUAGAGGCGAGGAUGUUCCUCUGAAUCCAUGAAGAUCAACCAAAGGAAGCAGACAGCAUGGCAGCAGCACAGCCUGAUCCCCCAAUGAAGCGCCGUUCUAGCAGUGAAAUCUUUCGUCCAAACUUGUCUGAGGAGGGGAAUGGAGAAAAGGAUGAAGGUUUGACAAUGACUUUAAAACCUAAAGCUUCACUAAACCUGGUUUUGUUUGGAAGGAGAGGACCAGUGAAGACCUCUGCAGCCAAGGCCAUUCUAGGUCAGAUAGAUCUACCUUCAGCCUCCAACUCCUCAGAGUGUGUUAGAAACCAGGGAGAAGUUCAUGGACGUUUGGUUUCUGUGGUGGAGCUGCCUGCCUUUUACGGAAAAGCUCAGCAGGAAGUGAUGGAGGAAUCAUUCAGGUGUAUCUCCCUCUGUGAUCCUGAGGGUGUCCACGCCUUCAUCCUGGUCCUACCUGUGGGUCCCCUCACUGAUGAAGACAAGGGAGAGUUACAGACCAUCCAGGACACAUUCAGCUCUAGAGUCAAUGACUUCACUAUCAUCCUGUUCACUGUGGAGUCAGAUCCUACAGAUCCUGACUUCAUAGAGACUGAUAGAAACAUCCAGGAGCUCCUUCAGGGCUGUGGAGGAAGAUAUGUUGUUCUCAACAUCAAGGACAGUCAGCAGAUCCCAGAACUGAUGGAGACGGUAGAAAUGAUGAUUAAUGAACAGUUAAGAUCCUUCUCAAAAGACGUGUUCACCAGGAUUUUGAUUGAGAGAACUUUAAAACUGAAAGCUGAACUGCAGGAUGUGGAACCGAAGAGUGAGGAGGAGGGUGAAGAUGAACCACAGUCAAUAGAACCACGGAGGAAAGAGACGGAUGUAAAGGAAAAAGACGAAGAAGACAAGAAAAAACACAGAGAUGAAGUUAAAGCCCUUCAGGCUAAACUUGAACAGGAGAGAAAGCAGAAAAUUCAACUGCUGAAGGAAAAAGAAGAAUUGAUGGAGUCUGAAAGGAUAAAGACAGAACGUGAGGAAGCAGAAAGAAAAUGGAGAAGGACGGAAGAAUCACAGUGGAAAGAGUGGCAGCAAAAAUUUGGUGCUUUACAAAAACAAGUAAGUUUUGAACGAGAGCAAAAAGAGGCGGCUGAGAAGAGGCUGGAGCAGUGCAGACGAGAGAGGGUCAGGGAGAGGGAAGCUUUUGAGAAAGAAAAGGACAAAAUCUGGGAGCGAAUGCAUGAGGAGCUGAAACAGAACCUGCAGGAGGAGAGGAUGAGUCACCGAAAACUUCUGGAAGAGUACUAUCGGAAAAGAAGGAAAUGGACUUAUGUGUGGUUUGCUUCACUGGUACUUUUUCUUGUACUACUAUAUUUGUAUCAAAGCCGUUAAGUUAUUGAUCCUGUAAACUUUUUCCGAGUUUUCCGUUUUACAAAUAUAGUUUCCUC